AUGACUCCUCUUGAAGCACAAGUAGCCGAUAGCAUCUUGGCCAUCCUCCAAUUAGGCCUUGAGAUUCAAGAACAACAUCGCCUUUAUUUGAUGUGCAGGCACAGUGCAAUGCUCUUCCAGCGACUCGAGGCUGAGCAGAAACAAAACGUGGAGAACCUGAGACAAGAAGCCGCGCGCUUGCAGGGGGAGGUUGGGAAUGGGGUUCCUGUUUGCCUGGAGGCUGCAGAUCUUGUUGGAGACGACCGUGAUAUGCUUGGGAUGCAGGGGAUAGCGCACGCGCAAGAGGCCCGCAAGGCAACACUCAAACAACUAACCCAAACCCUCCUGGAGACCGCUGCCCGUCUCAAGAAGGAAGUGGAAAGGGAACACGAGACAGAAGGGGACGGAUAUGCUGUGGAUCGACCUAUUGAACUGGACAACGAGGGCAGGCAAACUCGAGGUGGAAGGAUGGUUGAUGAGCCAAUCAUUAUUGAAUAA
Molecule: messenger RNA, 477 nt
Organism: Coprinopsis cinerea okayama7#130
Lineage: Eukaryota; Fungi; Basidiomycota; Agaricomycetes; Agaricales; Psathyrellaceae
Exons: 2
Coding region: 1-477 (158 amino acids)
Source: RefSeq, a predicted model, not a curated record